This is a messenger RNA of Coccomyxa subellipsoidea C-169, 442 nucleotides long. RefSeq names its product ribosomal protein L14. Gene Ontology annotation, cellular component: ribosome; mitochondrial large ribosomal subunit. Bases 36 to 395 code for a protein of 119 amino acids. Gene Ontology annotation, biological process: translation. The record is from RefSeq and is a predicted model, not a curated record. The transcript is spliced from 3 exons. Gene Ontology annotation, molecular function: structural constituent of ribosome; large ribosomal subunit rRNA binding. Lineage: Eukaryota; Viridiplantae; Chlorophyta; Trebouxiophyceae; Coccomyxaceae.
CAGCGAUCUUGCUGCAUGCUUUCUGCUUGCAAAGCAUGAUCUCGAAUGGUAGCAAUUUAGAGGUGUCUGACAACUCUGGUGCGAAGAUAGCUCAGUGCAUUCAGCAGAGCGGCCAGUCCUGGGGGAUUGGCGACACCAUCACUGUCGCAAUAAAGAAGGCAGCCACCAAAGGCAAGGUAGCAGCGGGCAGUGUGCAGAGAGCUGUCAUCACAGAGACCAAGAAGCAGCUGCAGCGGAAGGACGGGAGCGUGAUCAAGUUCCACAAGAACGCCUGCGUGCUGGUGGACAGAAAGACAGGGCAGCCGCUCGGCACUCGCGUGCUGGGGUUUGCAACACACGAGCUGCGCGCGCGCCAGAUGCUCAAGAUCCUCUCGCUGGCAUCCAGAGUGCUUUGACCCAAAGCGUUGGCAGCGCAGCUGCUCAGUAGGUGUAGACAGCUCAG